AUGGCGCCAGCGGCGGCGCGCGCGGUGCGACAAGACGUCGCGCCGGUGUUGAUGGAACUCGCGGAGCGAUUGGCGCAAGUCGAACGCGCGCAAGUCGAAGCGGCGAAGACGGCGGCGAAGACGGCGCGAGAUAGCGGCGCGGUGGCGGGUAUGCUCGCCAGGGAUGUAGCCGCCGCGCGCGUGGACGCGCGGGAGGGCAUCGCGAGCGUUCGCGAGGAGUUUCGAUCCACGGCGUCGGCGGCGACGAGCGAGCUCAAGCGAGAGUUGACCAUGCUGUGGGAACUCGUCGAGACGGUGGAGAAAGACGCGGCGGCGUUGCGAGAACCCAUGGAGGCGCUCGCGGAGGAAAUUCGUGGUGUCGUCGACGGUGCGGUUCGAGAGAUAGUCGCGAGCGCGAGCGUCGCGGACGGGUCCGCCGCGGGAGGAAGACUCACGGAGGACGAAAUGGCGGCGCUGCGCGCCGACGUCGCCGAGGCGGCGAGCGCCAAGGUUCGCGAGGCGGUCGAGCGAGCGCUCCAGUCCACUCCGAUCGCGGUCUCGGACAGCGCGGCCGCGGUGCAACUCGCGUCGACGCUGGAUGAUAGUCAGUGGAACGCCAUGAUUGGACGUCUGAGCGCCAUCGAAGCCGGUGUUAACCAAGCCAUCAUUCGCACUGGCGUGAACGACGGCGUCAUCGUGGAGGAAGACUUGGAGGACCUGCGCGUGGAGAUCACGAGGGAGAUUUCGGCGGAUAUUCGCGGGAUAGUCGAUAGUGUGGCCGAUUUGAAGAGCGCGUUCACGUCAUCUAAAGAGAAUUGGGACGUCUCUGGCUCCGGUUCUGCCGAAGCCGCAGCCGCGGUGAAGCAGUGGGCGGAGAGCAAGGUGAAAGCCGAAAUGCCGUCGAACAAAGUGGAAGAUCAGAUGAGAUGGCAAGCGGCCAUCGUACAGGAAGAAAAUUCGUCCACAGACGAGCUAGUGUGGGUCGGAGAACCUUCGCGAAGCGAGCCGACGGCGAAGACAAUGAACGCCGACGCGACGCGAGAAGAGGCUUUCGCCAACAUGCAGGCACUGCUGAACUCUAAGGCCCCCACAGGCUCAGGCACGGAGGAGCCGAAGACGCCCAGCGUCUCCGCUGGUUUGUCCGGAGAAACCGCAGAGAGACAAACGGGCGAAGAGGAAGAGGUCUGGGAUCCGUUUCUUCGCGCGGCUGAUCCAGAAAACGUUGCGAAGUACGAAGCCGAAAUGCGCGCCGCCGAAGCCGCGAACGAUGUCGCAGCAACGAGAGAUGAGCCCAAAGAUGAGUUUGAUACGUACUCUGAGCGAGGCUUGGAAUCUCUUCGCGCGGGAAGAGAUUUAGCACGCCGUGGCGGCAAGGACGUUGAUAUGCUCGAGGACGCAGAUGAGAGGUUCGCGGAAGCAAUCAAAGAUUUCGAACGCGCGGCGAGCGCAGCGGAGCCAGCCGCGGCGUCGCGCGCCGCUGGAAACUUGGGAAACGCAUAUCUCGCGCGCGGUCGCGUUCAGGCGGUUCUGGCGGACAUGGCAUUUAAGGAGGCUCAACUAGCUCGCGACAGGCGCGUGAACGCUGGUUUAGAAGGCACGGGUGAAAUGUACUUUGAACUCGCCGAAGAGAAUCUGAUUCAAGCCGGACGCCGGUUUCGAGCCGUCGUGACCGAGGAGUCGGAUUCGACCAGUGAAUCUUCGGACGAGAAAAAGAGCGGGAUCACCGCAAAGGCCAAGGCUUUGGCAGGUUGGGGAACAGCUCUGUCGCUCCGGAGUGAAUUGGUACUGAGCACGCAGGGCGCGACGGCGGACGCGGAGUCUCUCGCGAUGGCAGCAGCUGAGAAGUUCAGAGCCGCGGCUGAUAUUGAACCGGAAUCGCCGAAGAUUUACACGUCUUGGGGCGAUGCCCUGCGUUUAGGUGCUUCUCUCGGACCUGCGCGUGAUGAGGAUGAGCGUUUACAACAAGCGCGAGGCUGUUACGCCGAAGCUUUGCGGUUGGCUCCCGAGUACGCACCGGCGAUCGCCGCUCUGGACGCAAUGACAUAA
Molecule: messenger RNA, 2025 nt
Organism: Ostreococcus tauri
Lineage: Eukaryota; Viridiplantae; Chlorophyta; Mamiellophyceae; Mamiellales; Bathycoccaceae
Product: Tetratricopeptide-like helical
Exons: 1
Coding region: 1-2025 (674 amino acids)
Molecular function (GO): protein binding
Source: RefSeq, a predicted model, not a curated record